This is a messenger RNA of Rhinocladiella mackenziei CBS 650.93, 3405 nucleotides long. RefSeq lists its product as uncharacterized. Gene Ontology annotation, biological process: regulation of transcription by RNA polymerase II. The coding region runs from base 1 to 3405 and encodes 1134 amino acids. Gene Ontology annotation, molecular function: transcription coregulator activity. NCBI's taxonomy places the organism in Eukaryota, Fungi, Ascomycota, Eurotiomycetes, Chaetothyriales, Herpotrichiellaceae. The transcript has a single exon. Gene Ontology annotation, cellular component: mediator complex; core mediator complex. The record is from RefSeq and is a predicted model, not a curated record.
AUGAACGGGGACAGGCCCACGGCCAACGGAGAGCGCAUACAAAAUGGCGUUCAGCAGGGCGCUUCAGAUUCCUCCUCACAUGUCGGACCAUUAAAACAAUCCCGGGAAGGUCAGGCUCCAUCCACAUCUACCGCUGACCGCUCCUCAAGUUAUGCGAAUGGAGUACCUCAGCCGUCUAACGGCGACUUGGGGUACAAUGCUGCAAAUGGGACCAAUCAGGCUCCUUUGGAGAUUUUGCAGCUAAUUCCCAGAGACAAUUAUCUACCCAUGGCCGCCCUUAUAAGUCGGGCUUCUCAAUCUUGCUGGAAUGGCCUAACGAAUUUGGUGGAACAGCUCGCUGCAGUACAGGUCCCAGAACAAUCUCCCGAUCAGGCAAAGGUUCUACCCAACGGUCUCCCGAACAAUCAAACCAAGGCAAACUUGGACAAAAAGGAGCGGUUACUGAAAUUUGCCAAUGACCAAAAGGCUGAUUUCAUAAAAUUGCUCGUACUCCUUCAAUGGAGCAGAGACGUCGAAGAAGUGGGCAAAACCAUUUCGAUCAAUUAUUGGCUCAUGAAACGCCGGCAAGCCUAUUGGGACACCAUUGCUUUAAUGGCCGGUUUGAAGCAGGAAUCGGCCGGUUUUCAGAUGCCGAAUCCCGAUCUUCGAGUCGCGGCUGAAGUCUUGUCAAGAGGCGAAGUGCUCAAGUUUCCCAGCCUGGGAUAUCUUCCACAAAAGGAUUUGACUAGCAAACAAAUACUUCGCCUUUUGAAAUCCUUGAACCGCCUCCUAAGCGUCAAGCUGGCCCUUUCCGACGAUCUACCUCCUCAACUUCGACAAUUCCACAUCCAUGACGGUCGCGCAACGUUCAUCGUCCCCGAUGAAUUUGAACUGGAUGUCUCCAUCCUGGACGAAAACCCCAACUCCCAGUUCCGCGUGGUGGAUUUUCGCUAUUCCUUUUCACCCUCCCCAUACAUCCCAGAUAGUUUGCAUGCCGAAAUUGAAAGGUACGCCAAUUCCAACAUCGACAGGGGUGGUCUACAAGGAUGCUACUUCUUCCUCAAGGAGUUAGCCCUAUCCUCCAAGCUGGCCGAAUACCACAAACAGGUUCUUGAAUUGGCCCGCAGUCAAUGGGCAGGUAAUCUUCGGGUUGAGUUGAUUCGACGAAAUCUCGUUGUGCAGUACUGGUCGGAGAGACAGGCAAGCAAAAGCUGGAUGGAAGUCGGGAUUGCCAGUGGCCGCGAAAAGAGAGAGGGCUCUGCACAGGUUGCUUUUCCGGUUCUUGAGAUCAAGUGGAUGCGGCAAGGCAAGAAAGUGGACUCUUUGCGGCUACGGCAGAAUGAGUCUGUUCUAUGUUUUGAAGAUAUCCUUCGCCAAAUUAUUGCUCAACAUUCGACACAAAUCCUUGAUGGCGUCUACGACAAAUUGGUGCUCGCCCCACUCUUUGCCGAAGCUGAAUUGAGCGUGGAACAGUCUCUCUCCGAUGAAGAUCCGGAGCAAUGCUCCUUGUCGAUACAACUCUCCCGGUCUUCAACUCUCCAGCUGAAAGUGGAUGCUGUCACGGGACUUCUGGUCAUCAGCCCUGUCAGCGAGAAAAGUGAACGGCUACAGUAUGAGGUGAAUCGGAUCCACGGCGUCGCCGAUGAAAUCGUCUCAAAGCUGCUCAACUUUCGAUGCAGUGUUGUGGAAUCGUCGGUGCUGGCCGGCAUCUCAGGUACCAGUUGGGAAAUCUUACGGGCGUUCAAAUUCAGCCCGGCAGAGAUCAAGGCGUUGUUUGGCGGCCCGGUGGUGAGAAUGAAUUUGUUCCGACAAUCUCAAUGGGGUGUCAGCUAUUCUCUAGCAGUGACGCAUGGGCAAGAUGGUGACCAUUGGUGGUUACUUCAGCAAAUGUCAACCAGCGGACCGAAUUCUCAGUCACGGUUUCAGGUCCUCCGUCACCAGCGAAUCGAGGCCAAAGAGGAAUUGUCUUCCGCAUAUUUCGAUCGUCUCGCCGAAUAUGCAAUGGGACUGAUCUGUCUCCGGCGCAACGCAGACUUCUUGAAGGAGAGAAAAGAGAAAUUCAACCUCCCGAGUUUCCCCCCCUUGGAGAAGAACUAUGAAUUACCGCCAAUCUCAUUUGACCUGGAUAUGGCCAGGCCAACAAAAUCUCUGCUCCAUGGUGCUGCAGCGGAGACGUUUCCUGGAGAAGCGGCCCAGAACCCGCCAUCGAAACCAGCGUGUCUCCAAAAGAGUAUCCAAGUCCGAUUUGGUGGCGUAGAUCGAACCACGAACCGAGUGACGGCGAUCGCCCAUUUCCAAAACCGAGCCAGUGCCGCUGUGUUGAAGCAUCUUGAUGAGUCGACCCUUGAUUCCGACGUGACGCUCAAUGUCGAAGAUCGAACAGUUACAAUUCGCGUGAAAACUUCUAUCACCGAAGCAGCCAUUCCGAGGAUUGUUGACAAAGCCACGGACCUAGAGAAGAUCGUUUCCACAGUUGAACAGAUUCAUCGUUUGCCCGGACUGAAGUUGAGAAGUCUUUCAAAUUCUGCAUUUACGAUAAUAUACCAUCAAGGCCUGUCGAAGGAGCUCGGUGUGUCCAUUGCCUUUGGAAGUGGUUCACAGACACCUCGGCUCGAAUUCUUCCCCUCGGAAGAUAAUCCCCAUGGUCUCCUGACAGCGCAAUACUCGAAACUCCUGGUGGCGAGCCGUGUUCCAUUUGCGACUAAAGUCCGCGACUUCUUGACCUCGUUGACAUUGACGCUUCCGUUACUCAGUUUCCUAUACAAACUGCAACGGAAGCACGGCCUUGAAGUGUCAAGAUCUCAGACAACACCUUCCCAGGAACCCGAACGUGGCCUUCGGGUGCAUGUGCUUGUGAGAAGCGCCACGGCAUUCGCGGUCCAAUACUUUACGCCGGCAAGACACGUGCCAGGAGAUGUUGGUCCAAAUUCACAGCCACAUCUGCUUGCACGAUUGGAGAUAUUGCCCCAUAUCAACGCGUCAAAGAAGCCAAUGUGGUUGGUUCGGGCGGCGCUUGAGGAAUUUCAAUCAAACUCUAGACCAUCUUAUUCGACACCGGAACUACGGACGCAGUUACGGCAGGAAAUCUUUACACGCACUGAUGGUCAGAAAUGGCUUGCUCUUGACUCAGCCGCGGCUUGCAUGGCAGAUCAACCAGAGGCUCUAUUCCAGGCAAUGCAUGAUCUUCUUUCGAAUUGGGCCACGCUAGCAGCCGAAUCUAAAGGAGAAAAAGAGGCAAAGGGGAAGGCCGAACCGAAGCCAGAGGCCACGAACAAUCUUCCAAAUGGCAAUACCAAGCCCAAUGUCGCCGGGAAAUUGCAAGCGGCCAAACUGCAGCGACCUACCAACCCGAAUGUUAGCAGGGUAGUACCUGGGAAAGGAAACCCAAACCCCCCGAAAAUUGAAGAAUAUAUUAUGCUGGAUUAA